ACGUCACAUCCCGUUUCGUCAUCCGGAACGUCGCUUUCGUUUCAGCCAGCACAAUGUUCCUGGCUUUGUUUACUAAAAAAUAGCUAAGUAACUCAAAAUGCCCCGGUAUUGUGCAGUGAAACUCUGCAAAAACCGUGGAGGGGUACUUUCAAAAGACAACAAAAGGAUUAGCUUUUAUCCGUUCCCGUUACGAGAUCAGGUCAGGCUUCAGAAAUGGGUUGAUAACAUGAAACGCCAGGAGUGGACACCCAGUCGGCACCAGUACUUGUGUAGUGAACAUUUCACAGAAGACUCUUUUGAUCUUCGCUGGGGAAUUCGGUACCUCAAGCACACAGCAAUUCCGACAAUCUUCCCCUAUAUAUGUGAUGAUGAAAACAAUAGAAUCCAGAACAAGAAGAACUCCAGGGUCAAAGGGAGAACAUGCGACACAAACGUCCAGCUCAUCAGAUCCUUGUCCCCGCCAAAGAAGAAACCUCUCAUCCUCAAAGACAACGACUUCCACAUCAUCAACAACAACAACAGCAGCAACACCGAUGACGAUGACAGCAGCGGCAUCAUCACCGGCCAGACGACAGAAGUUAGCGAGGCAGACGGCCAAGUCUUCUCCGUCCUCCUUGUGGGACACCUGAAGCUGGAGACGACUCUUCGUCCAGAGGAGGAGGGUAAGUUGCCAGUCGGGCCCCACCUCACACAGACUGGUGUCCCCUCACCUGUGCGUGUGUCCGUCUGCGAGCACCCAGGUGGGCUGCCGGCGGACCCAGGUGACGCCCAGGUGAAGAGCGAGACGGAGGAGCCCUUCUGUGUUCGCUCAGCCGUGACCGCACUGUUGCCCUGCGAUCCGGUCACUCCCUUCCCAGACUCCACUUCCGGAGCUGCCGACCAGGGGACGGCCCAUUUGUUACAAACUGGACUCAAUCAGAGCAUCACAAUCGGCCCAAUUAUGUGUUUAAAGGCGGAGGACGAGCAAGAAGGAGCCGGAGUAAUAGUUUUCUCAGACGCACACAGAGGGGCAGAGGGCGAGGCAGGACCGGACAAGGACGAGGCGGCGGACGCACAGACGGAGGGUGAGGGGGAGGGCGAGCACGCCUGCCUGUGCGAACACUCGUACUCGCGGCAGGACCUGGACCAGGAGCAGCUGUGGGGCCGCAUCGCCGCGCUCCACGCCAAGAUCACCGAGCUGGACCAGCGCGAGGAGGAGACGCUGGCCAAGAUCCAGGCGGCCGAGGACAAGGCGGCCCAGCUCAGGAAACAGAACGUUGUGUGCGAGGAGAAACAGAAGGCAUUGGAGGAGUACUUCACUGCCUUCCUGCGGUAGUCCGCUGUCAUUUUUUGUUUUGUUUUGUCUUGUGCAGAGUUCAGAGUUUGAAUGUGAUUUUUUUUAAUGUGAUCUUUUAUCUUGCUGGCUCAACUGUCACCAGCUCCCUUGGGCUAUAGCUUUGAUACGAUUAGCCGUUUACAGACAACAUGCACUUACAGUCCAGUUUCAGAGGUAUCUAUGGGCAUCUAAUCAUCCUGUUCUGUUACUGAGGUUGAAAACAAUUUCUCCACAUUGACAUAGAACGGAAACAUAGCACAGAGCAGACAAUAUAAGAUAUUGUCUAUUUAUAGAAAUAAAUCUAACACAUUUUGUAAUGCAAAAUACCAAAAAUGCACUGUAUUUGCAGCCGAGGCAGACCAAUUAUUUAUUUACUAUUGCUAUUUAUUUUGCAUAGUUAAAGACAGUUUAGAAUGUUUUCUACUGCAGCUACUUCUAGCAAUUACGUUACUUCAUAAUGAGGUCUGGCAAUGUGAACGAGACAUGCAGAGCAUUUUCCCCCCAUCAGAACAAAAGAGAGAAAAUAUUCAUUUCUGUUUGUGAAGUACUGUUUACAGUUAGAUAGAAGCACCCUCAGUUCAGAUUCAUUCAGGUAUUAAACAACACUAAAUUUAUGGGAAAAUGCAAGAAUCCAUCUCUACCUUUUUAUUUUAGUAUAUGAUGAUGGUAGUAUCAGAAAGCACAGAGGCACUCUGACAGAAAUAGAAUGUCAUGGUGGCAUACUUUGUGCCUUCUUUUUUUUCAUUUGUGGGAAAAAUGACAUGAAUAAAAAUAACCCUUUAUGGCCUCUCUUGCUAGAGGACUAAACGUAAUAGUUUAAGACAAUCUUUCUGUCCUACACUAAAUAACACAAGCCUUAAUUGUCCAAUGGGUGGUCAUUCUAUGAGAAUGCAUAAACCUUUAACUUAAAUAGGAAACCAUGAUGUGUAUAGCUGAAAGUUGCUUUCUGAUUUUUUUUUAUUUUUUUUUAAUUCCUGAAUCCCUUGAAAUGUUCCUUAAAGUGGCCUAACCACACUGACCAACAAUGACAAUCUAAUUCACUCGGUCACUCUAAGUGAAUGUAUUUCUCAAUCAGACUCAAAAUCUCAAAGGCCCAAAUGAGCUAAACACAUAUUGUGCAAGUGAAUAAUCAGCUUUUGCCACAAACAAUUGCAAUCAGUGCUUUAUUAGCAUUUUUUUCUUUUGGGUUUUAUUUUAUAUCAGUGUAGAAAAUCCAUGUUAAAAGCAUUUGGCACUUCCGAGCAUAGUGUUUUGUGGUACUGUAAAAUGUUUUCUUCUUCCUUGUGACAGCCUAUCCGGCUGGCCAUGCCGUCCGACAAAACUCUGCUCUUACCCAUGUGUUGUCAUUUUAGCCAUGUCAUAUUUUAAGAAAAAAAAAAGGAUAAUAAAUCUGAUAUAUUUUGAUACA
Molecule: messenger RNA, 2723 nt
Organism: Alosa sapidissima (American shad)
Lineage: Eukaryota; Metazoa; Chordata; Actinopteri; Clupeiformes; Clupeidae
Product: THAP domain-containing protein 5-like
Exons: 3
Coding region: 98-1315 (405 amino acids)
Source: RefSeq, a predicted model, not a curated record